AUGGUCCUCAUCCCACGAGUUAAAAACAGCAGCAACGACGCCCGAGGCCGAAGCCGAGCAGACGAUCACACGUACCCUGUCAUUACGGGAGAGGAUCUGCGGGGAGAGGGGGAGAGGAGUCCACAAUAUGAGGGAAGAGGAGAGGGGAGGCAGAGGAGGAAAGAGGAGGAGAGGAUAGGGGGAGGACAGGCAGGACACGGAAGGAGUCCACAUACAUGGGACAUAGUCUCAGCUGACAGGGGGGGGGGAAGAGGCGGGCGAGAGCGGAGGAGAGUGGAGAGAGUGGAGAAGCAGAGAGAGAAGAGAGAGUGGAAGAGAGAUGAAGAACCGAGGGCACAGCAGGAGAGAGAAGGAGAGAACAGGAUAGAGCACAAGAGAAAAAAGGAAGAACAGGAAGAGACCCAGAAGAGACCAGUGGAGACCAAGGGGAAGACCAGAGAGGGGAAAUAG
This is a messenger RNA of Knipowitschia caucasica, 450 nucleotides long. The record is from the annotation of a GenBank genome assembly. NCBI's taxonomy places the organism in Eukaryota, Metazoa, Chordata, Actinopteri, Gobiiformes, Gobiidae.